UCCAGGGAAGAAUACUGGAAUGGGUUGCCAUGCCCUCCUCCAUGGGAAACUUCCUGACCUAGGGAUUGAUUGAACUGUGUCUCUUAAGUCUCCUGCAUUGGCAGGCAGGCUCUUUACUGGUAGCACCACAAUUAUGAAGUGACUCUCUAAUUAUAGCAAAGAUUUUCGCCUUAAAGUUUAUUUUUUCUAUUCUUAACAUUGCUACCAUGGCUUUCUUUUGGUUAGCACUUGCAGGUGGCUCAGUGGUAAAGAAUCUGCCUGCCAAUGCAGGCAACACAGAGAUACAGUUCAAUCCCUGGGUCAGGAAGAUCCCCUGGAGUAGGAAAUGGCAAUCUACUCCAGUUUUCUUGCCUGGAGAAUCCCAUGAACAGAGGAGCCUGGUGGGCUACAGUCUAUGGGGUCACAAAGAGUCAGACAUGACUGAGCAAGUGAGACUUGGCAACUGCUAACUUUACUUCUACCCUUUACUUUUUUCUCUUUAACUUCACUGCCUCAAUGAUUAGUUUUAGGUUUUGGUCUCUCUUAUUUUUCAAUUUUUUUUAUUGGAGUAGCUUUACCAUGUUGUGUUAGUUUCUGCUAGGAAGCAAAGUGAAAUCAGCCACAUGUGUACAUACAUUCCCUCUUCCUUGGAUUUCUUUCCCAUUUAGGUUACGACAGAGCAUUGAGUAGAGUUGCCUGUGAUAUACAGUCAGUUCUCCACUCUUUUAUUUUCAGCCUUUGUGUGUGUGUGGUGUGUGUGUGUUUGAUAUAUGAUAUAACUUUCUCUACACCUUUACUGUCAACAUUUGUAUAUCUUUAGUUUUGGAUAUACAUUCACUUAGACUGGUAUCCAUGGAUAAAUGCAAUUGCUAUUAGCUUUGACUUCCUAAUGAGAAAAGUUUGCCAAAAUAAGCAUUAUUGUUUCAGUAAAACACGUUUAUUUUCUACAAAAUACCUUUGCCAAGUACUAAUAGAAGCAAGUGCUGGAAGAAAAGUAAAUGGAAACAGAAAUUUGGAUCCUUAUCCAAGCCAAAUUCAUUACGAGGUAGUAAAUAAAGAAUCAAGAUUCUAACCUCUGUUCCCCAUAAUUCCUCACAAGAGAUUGCUAUUUCCUAGGAGCAUGCCUUGAAGACAGCCCCUUUUCAAGGGGCAAGCUGGGGCCACCAUGCUCCUCUUGCUGUUAUUGUUAAUAAUAGCACUGAAGACCAAUAAGGCAUACUGCAACUUGGCCCAGUGAUGAGAUAUUCUGCCCUUUCCCCCCAGCCCUGAAUCAUCCUCACACAACAAGGAACUAGCACUUAGAAGAAAGAGGGGAUGAGUGUAAAUAGUAAAACAUCCCUUCCCUCUCACUUUCUAAGUCACUAGAGCUAGGGACAGAUUUGGGAGGUAAUGAGGAGAAGGGCACUGAAUCGAGUUUGAAAUUGAAGCAUAACAUGUACUGAAUAUCAAAUAUCAGAUAACCCCAGGUGUUCCCAGGAUCCGUAGGGCUUCCUCAGCCAAAUGAUGACAAGGCUUCUACAGCCACAUAACCACUGACUUCUGUGAUGUCAUAAAUAACUGAUUACCCUUCUCACCUCAUCUUCUCAUUUAAGUCUCUGCUCAAAAUGGUAUAACCACACAGAAUAAAUCACAUUCCUAACACAAUUUACAUUUGGCCAUAUGUUGCUAAAGUGACCUUACCUCCUGAUUGCCAUGCCAAUAACUGUGCCUUUUGGAGUACUGUGUUGGUUUUUCUUUUCUUUUCUUACUCUUGCCUUUUAUACUGCAGGCUUAGAGGAGAUGAAUCCAUCCCAAAACUGGAGGAGGAAAAGUUACUGCACAGGAAGUUGUUCCUGCCCGCGGACGGCCCCCGCACGACUGGGCGGGGCGGUGCCGGCUGUGUCGCUUCUGAGGUAGAAGACGCGCGCGGAGGGAGCGCCCCUUAGAUCCGCCUGUGUCUGUGACGUCCCUGCCGCCUAGGUUUUACCCUGCAGCAGCUGACCUACAUAAUAAAAGAAAUUUCGAGCCAAAUAUUGGAAGAGAUGUCAGAAGAUUCAGAAAAGGAAGACUAUUCAGACAGAACAAUCAGUGAUGAAGAUGAAUCAGAUGAGGAUACCUUUAUGAAGUUUGUAAAUGAAGACAUCCAUCAGUGUGCACUUUUAACAGCUGACUCUAUUAGUGACCCAUUUUUCCCUGGGACUACACAGAUACUAUUGGAAUAUCAGCUAGGGAGAUGGGUGCCACGUCUUCGUGAACCACGAGAUUUAUAUGGUGUCUCUUCUUCUGGUCCGCUGAGCCCAACACGGUGGCCAUACCACUGUGAGGUCAUUGAUGAAAAAAUCGAACAUAUUGAUUGGACCCCUUCGAAUCCUGAGCCAAUGUACAUCCCCACGGGCCUGGAGAUGGAACCCCUUUAUGCAAACUCCAAGGAAGAAACUGUGGUUUAUCUAGCUGAAGAUGCCUACAAAGAGCCGUGUUUUGUAUAUUCCCGAGUUGGGGGCAACCGGACACCCUUGAAGCAGCCUGUGGAUAACUGUGACGAUACUUUGAUGUUUGAAGCAAGGUUUGAGAGUGGUAAUCUACAGAAGGUAGUCAAAGUGGCAGAAUAUGAAUACCAGCUGACUGUGCGACCUGACCUGUUCACAAAUAAACACACCCAGUGGUACUAUUUCCAAGUCACUAAUACUCAAGCAGGAAUAGUCUACAGAUUCACUAUUAUCAAUUUCACCAAGCCUGCUAGUCUUUAUAAUCGGGGUAUGCGCCCACUGUUUUAUUCUGAGAAAGAGGCCAGUGCUCAUAAUAUUGGCUGGCAGAGAAUAGGAGACCAGAUCAAGUAUUAUAGAAACAACCAGGGGCAAGAUAGGCACCAUCAUUUUUCACUUACAUGGACGUUUCAAUUUCCACACAGUAAAGAUACCUGCUACUUUGCUCACUGCUAUCCGUACACUUACACAAACCUUCAAGAAUACCUGUCUGGCAUCAAUAAUGACCCAGUACGGUCAAAGUUUUGUAAAAUACGUGUCUUGUGCCACACAAUUGCUAGGAACAUGGUGUAUAUUUUAACGAUUACUACCCCCUUGAAGAACAGUGAGUCAAGAAAGCGGAAGGCUGUGAUUCUGACUGCAAGGGUACAUCCAGGAGAAACCAACAGCUCUUGGAUCAUGAAAGGCUUCCUAGAUUAUAUUUUAGGAAACUCAAGUGAUGCAAAGUUGCUUCGGGACACGUUCGUCUUCAAGGUGGUACCCAUGCUGAAUCCAGAUGGUGUGAUUGUAGGAAAUUAUCGUUGUUCCUUAGCUGGACGGGAUUUAAACCGUAACUAUACAUCUCUCCUGAAGGAAUCAUUUCCUUCUGUCUGGUAUACCCGGAACAUGAUCCGGAGAUUGAUGGAGAAACGAGAGGUUAUUUUGUAUUGUGACCUUCAUGGCCAUAGCAAGAAAGAGAAUAUAUUCAUGUAUGGCUGUGAUGGUAGUGAUAGAUGUAAAGCAUUAUACUUACAGCAACGAAUCUUUCCACUUAUGCUGAGCAAAAAUUGUCCAGAUAAAUUUUCAUUCUCAUCCUGCAAGUUUAAUAUUCAAAAGAGCAAAGAGGGAACAGGAAGGGUGGUGAUGUGGAAAAUGGGAAUCAGGAACAGCUUCACCAUGGAGGCCACUUUUUGUGGAUCUACUCUGGGUAAUAAAAGAGGCACUCAUUUCAACACAAAAGACUUGGAGUCAAUGGGAUAUCACUUUUGUGAUUCUCUCUUGGACUACUGUGAUCCAGACCGAACCAAGUAUUAUCAGUGCCUGAAAGAAUUAGAAGAAAUGGAGAAGCAUAUAAACUUGGAAAAAGUCAUUGAUGAUUCAGAUACUUCUCUGAAAGAAAUUACAUUGGAUCUAGAGACUAGCAGCCAUGCCUCUGACAGUUCAGAAUCCAACGACUCUCAGGCUGACCUUCUCAAGUUAAAUCCUCAGAUAAAAGCCAAGAAAAUACAACUAAAAACAAAGAAGGAAAGAAACUCUACCAUAGCAAGACAUCAAAACAUCAGAGAAGAAGAGCAAGAGGUUUGUGAUAAAGGACAUUUAGUUCAAAGACACAAAGAAUCAGUUUCUGAUGUGACAGAUACAAGGCCUUCUAUAUCAGAUGACUGUAUAUUUGAUUAUUUCAGAAGACAGCUCCCUAACCAAGCAAAACUACCUGGACGAGUCCCUGCUUGGCUUCUAAAAAGGUAUCUGAGCUCCCAAACUGUGAUUCAGAAGCUUAGCAGAGACCAACAGAGAUAUGUUUUAGAAACUCACAAGAAAAACGAGGAAACAGUUCAGCCCAGGAACAAUGAUUUGUAUGAAAACUGUGUCAAAGUGACAUCCUUGAAGUGUCCUCUGAACAAACAGACUCGCAUUUGGACUGGGACGACAAGGAUACCAACAGAAGAUCUGCAUCACAAUUUAAAAAGCACUAUGAAAGAAUGUCCAUCUUUCCAAAGCAAGAAGGCUGAUAUAAACUGGACAGAUGAUGAAAAAAGAAUCUACAGGGAUAAAAAAAUAGCUGAAACUCAAGAAAUAUUGCAGUAUUUGCUCCCCAUCAUACAUAGCACUAAAAAUGUGCAAACCACUCAGAUAACAGAGGUAUUCAACCCAAGAACCAGCUUUCAAAUCCAACAUCAACAAAAGCCAUCUUCUAACAUAAACAUAAGGAAAUGCAGCACAUCUUGGACACCACCCAGAAAUCUCCCUUUGAUGAGCCAGAGGACUCUUACAAUAAGCACUUCAAAAUGGUUCCAGUCUCUGUCCCGGAAGUCAUCUGAAAGUUCGCUGCCUCUCAGAGGGCCCAAGAAGAGGAAAAAAUAUUCUCGAGUCAAGGCCACAAAGACUAAAGACAUGAAAGCUGCCAGCAGCAAAUGGGAGAUGACUCCCUCAAGUUCUGAGAAGGAUGCAGACAAGAGUCUGCAAGCUGAAGGAUCCAGCCAGCAAGGCUCUAUGCAGACAGCCCCCCAUCCAACUAAAACUAAGGGAGGGCAGCCAAAAAAGAAGCAUGGACAGCCCACCUUUCACCUGAAGUUGCAGAGGGACAUAUAAUCUAGCUUUUUGCUGCUCUGAAAACUGUGGAUGAGAGAUAGCAUAUGCUAACACAGUAAAAAGAAAAAGCAAAGAAAGACAAAGGAAAGCCCUCCUGGCCCCUCAAUCCCUACCCCCUCCCACCUGUUCAUGUGCAUGUACUAAACUACAAACUUCAGAUAUCCUAUCUUCUUUAGUGGGGACAUCUUUCAGAGUUAAAAAGAAAUCCAGAAAAAAUAUAGAAAAUGACAAAUCACUUAGAUAUUUAUAUUUAAUUUUUGUCAAGAUAAAAAAAAGUCUGAACUUUUUAUUUCUUCUGAAAUGAUUUAUUCACACAACACCAAAAGACCCAAGACCUCAAGGCAAGGAUGACAUGUACUGCUCUUAAUGUUCCUACUAGGCACUUUAAUGAAUCAGUCAACAAACAUUGUUUCUUUAACUUCUAUCUUGCAGUGUGCUAGAAACCAUUAGUGACUUACUUCAGAGGAACAGGUAUAUCGGGCAAAUAAAUCAAGAUGGAUGGGGUAAGUGAGAAGAGAGUCAAUCUGCCUGGAGUUGCAGGUCAACAAUGGUGGCCACUACAGGAUAAAGCCAUUGAGAAUCAGGAGAGCUAGUUCAAGUUACAGGCCACAAGCUUCAUUAGGGUCCCAGGAGCAAGACGCAACUAAAGAUCUGAGGUUGGGGAAUGUACUCUCAACAAUAUUUCCAAUGGCCAAAGAGGGUUCAAGGCAAGCUCACUGGGGUAUUAAAAGAGUAACUGUUAUGUCCUGGUCUUGGUUUUAAUAGACUUUAUUUUUUAAGGAAGUUUUAGGUUCACAGCAAUACUAAUCAGAAGGUAGACUCCUAUUAUCACCAUCCCACCAGAAUGAUUCAUUUGCUACAACUGAUGAACCUACACUGAUACCUCAUUAUCAUCCAAAGUCCAUAGUUCACAUCAGGGUUUGCUCUUGGUGUUGUACAUUCUAUGGGUUUGGAUAAAUGUAUAAUGAAAUGUAUCUACCAUUAUAGUAUCAUACAAAUUAGUU
Molecule: messenger RNA, 6013 nt
Organism: Cervus elaphus (red deer)
Lineage: Eukaryota; Metazoa; Chordata; Mammalia; Artiodactyla; Cervidae
Gene: AGBL3
Product: AGBL carboxypeptidase 3
Exons: 20
Coding region: 2001-5009 (1002 amino acids)
Biological process (GO): proteolysis
Molecular function (GO): metallocarboxypeptidase activity; zinc ion binding
Source: RefSeq, a predicted model, not a curated record